AUGUCGACACCAGCUGAAUUGGCCAACAAUGUGGAGCAAAUAUCUCUGAAAGAGGAACAAGCUCAAAAAAUCACUCCCUGGGAAGUCGAAGGAGCGGUUGUGGAUGGAGAAUCCCAAGGAGUUGAUUAUGACAAGAUUAUCAAAGAAUUUGGUACAACUCCGCUGACAUCCGAAACUUUAGAAAGAUUCGAGAAGCUGACAGGUCACAAGCCUCAUAGGCUACUUAGAAGAGGUACAUUUUUCACAGAUCGUGAUCUCAGUAUUAUUAUGGAUAGAUAUGAGCAAGGAAAGCCGUUCUUUUUAUAUACUGGCCGUGGCCCCUCAAGUGACAGCAUGCAUUUGGGCCAUAUGAUCCCAUUCGUGUUUACCAAAUGGUUACAAGAAGUUUUUGACGUUGCUUUAGUCGUUGAAAUGACAGACGAUGAGAAGUUUUUAUUUAAGCAAAACCUCACCAUCAAAGAUACCAAGGGCUUUUACAUGGAGAAUGCCAAGGAUAUUAUUGCCGUGGGAUUCAAGCCUGAGAAGACGUUCAUCUUUUCUGAUCUCGACUAUAUGGGAGGACCCUUUUACGAAAAUGUUGUCAAAGUCUCCAGACAAAUAACAACUACUACUGCUAGAGCUGUGUUUGGAUUCAAGGAUUCAGAUAGUAUUGGCCGAGUUCACUUUGCAUCCAUCCAGAUUGCAUCUGCCUUUAGUAACUCGUAUCCACACAUUUUUGGCACUCGUGCUGAUAUUCCCUGUUUGAUUCCAUGUGCAAUUGACCAAGACCCUUAUUUCCGGGUCUCUAGAGAUGUUGCUGCUAAGCUCAAGUAUCCCAAACCCGCUAGUCUGUAUGCGAAGUUCUUUCCCGCUUUACAAGGACCAUCCUCGAAAAUGUCUGCCUCUAACGAGGCCUCAGCUAUCUUCAUGACAGACACAGCGAAACAGGUUGCCAAGAAAAUUAACAAACAUGCAUUCUCUGGUGGCCGUGCCACUCUCGAAGAGCAUCGUGAACUUGGUGGUAACCCUGAUGUUGAUGUCGCCUUCCAGUACAUUUCUUUUUUCCUUGAGGAUGAUGACGAAUUGAACCGCAUCGCAACAGACUACCGUGCAGGAAAGAUUCUUUCUGGGGAGAUGAAAGCCCAGGCAAUUAAACUUUUGCAAGAAUUCCUUGCUGAGUUUCAGGAGAGACGUAGUAAAGUCACUGACGAGGAUGUUCGCUUCUACGCUGACACAACUAGAAAGUAUGAAUAUAUUCCGGACAAGGUUAGACAAGCGGCGUCACCUACCACCUCGUCUGCUUAA
Messenger RNA from Sugiyamaella lignohabitans, 1284 nucleotides. RefSeq names its product tryptophan--tRNA ligase WRS1 (gene WRS1). The transcript has a single exon. Gene Ontology annotation, cellular component: cytoplasm. The record is from RefSeq and is a predicted model, not a curated record. Gene Ontology annotation, molecular function: ATP binding; tryptophan-tRNA ligase activity. The coding region runs from base 1 to 1284 and encodes 427 amino acids. Gene Ontology annotation, biological process: tryptophanyl-tRNA aminoacylation. Lineage: Eukaryota; Fungi; Ascomycota; Dipodascomycetes; Dipodascales; Trichomonascaceae.